GUCAAAUGAAACGUCAAAUUUUCCGAAACUGCGAUAAAAGAAGGAAAAUAAGAGGAAGUGAAAAUGCGUCUGGUUUUUAAGAAAUUUUCCAACAAAUAAAAUGUUUUGCUGUGAAAAAUUGCUUUUGGUGUAAAGAAGAAUUCCCCAUACGUACGUUAAUUAUACAGUGAUAGCAUUUAGCAAGUUACAGAUUCGAGGGCAUUUCAACGAAGCUGAGGAAGAAGAUGGCCAGUCAUUCUGAGCGGAGUAUCCAUGAGAUGCUGAAAGACACGCCGUCCAUGAACGACAGCAACAGCGCUAUUCACACGGGCACCGAACCCCGGGGCUUUCGUCCAAACCAUCCCAAUAGCCUGGCCUUGCGGAAUGUCUCGGAGCCGGCAACACCAUCACCCGGAAUGAGCCCCAAUGGGGAUAUCAUGAAGAAUGGCGCUUCAAAGAUUGACACGAUCAAGAAUUGGAGCAUAUCAACGUACAAGUGCACACGACAGCUAAUGAUGGAGAAACUGGGCAAAUCCACGAGGACUGUGGAUUCAGAACUUGAGGCGCAAAUUGAGCAGCUUCGCGAUACUCAGCGGAAGUACUUGUCCGUGCUGAGGCUAACGCGCGCCAUGAGCUCCCACUUUCAUCACGUCGUGCAGACACAGCACGCUCUUGCUGAGGCUUUCUCGGAUCUAGCACAAAAGAGCCCAGAGCUGCAGGAGGAGUUCCUGUACAAUUCAGAGACGCAGAGGAAUUUGACAAAGAACGGAGAAAUCCUACUAAGUGCUCUCAACUUUUUUAUAUCGUCUGUGAACACGCUGUGCAAUAAGACCAUUGAAGACACGCUAAUUACGAUAAAGCAGUACGAAACAGCGCGAAUUGAAUAUGAUGCCUACCGGUCGGAUUUGGAGAGCUCAAAACCAGAAGUAACUAGUCCAGGAUCUGAGGAAGCUCAGAAGAGUUUCAUGAAGCACAAGGAGCAGUAUGAAAAGUUGCGUUCAGAUGUGGCUGUUAAAAUGCAAUUUCUCGAUGAGAACAGGAUCAAGGUGAUGCAUAAGCAAUUAGUUUUGUUACACAACGCUAUUUCUGCUUACUUCUCCGGGAAUGCACAAGCACUUGAGGGAACCCUCCGGCAGUUUAAUAUAAAGCAGGUGAAAAGUCCAAAUUCCUCACAGGGAUCAUGGUUGGAGCAGUAAGGAAAAAAGAUCGGAAGAAUCUCAAUUGGAUGUUUUUCGAAUUCCCAGUCGACUCGAGAGCAGAAAAUAAAAUCCAGGACUUGUGGGUAUGCGUGAAUUAUUUGCAAAACAAAAUGCAUUUUACAGGGGAAAGAGUCGACUUUCCAUUGAUAAAUGAAAAAAAGAAAAUAGUGAAGGAAGCUUCAAAGUAAUCUGAUCGUUCCUUUCGUGAAUUAAUCUCAUGAAUUGAUUUGAUAUAAAUAUUUUUUCCAAGUCAACUAGUCAAAUAAUAUUUUUCCCAUCAUUAAUCACUCACAAUCACCUAACUUAUUUAUCGUCUUUAGCCUUUAUUUUUAGCAAUUUUUUACCGCCUUUUUUGUGCACCAAUGCGUUUAAUUUUUGGACUUCUUUUUUCGGUCAAAAAUAAAACGAUUUAUUUCUUAUAGUCGCAUAAAUAAAACAGCUAAAAAGGAAAAUCUCAUCGUAAUUAUUGUGUUUACUUACAUUUUACUGAUUAAAUGUAAUAAAAAAUGAGAUAUAUACAAAAUAAAUAUCAGCCAGUUGCUGUAAAUCUAA
Molecule: messenger RNA, 1730 nt
Organism: Lutzomyia longipalpis
Lineage: Eukaryota; Metazoa; Arthropoda; Insecta; Diptera; Psychodidae
Gene: Arfip
Product: arfaptin-2
Exons: 5
Coding region: 225-1175 (316 amino acids)
Biological process (GO): regulation of Arp2/3 complex-mediated actin nucleation; intracellular protein transport
Cellular component (GO): trans-Golgi network membrane
Molecular function (GO): protein domain specific binding; phospholipid binding
Source: RefSeq, a predicted model, not a curated record